Molecule: messenger RNA, 1929 nt
Organism: Linum tenue
Lineage: Eukaryota; Viridiplantae; Streptophyta; Magnoliopsida; Malpighiales; Linaceae
Source: the annotation of a GenBank genome assembly
AUGACCCUGACAAGAAAAGGGGUGUCUCAUCUCUUCCAAUCCACCAACAAAAGUAUCCCUUCUCUCACUUCCUUCUCAGCCUCUCCUUCUCACUUCCCUCCCUCUUCCCCUCUCCACCACACCUUCUCUGCUUCAAUGAUGGAGGAGGACAUUGAAAAUGCUGCAUCCUUCAUCUCCAAGUGGGAUCUGGAUUCCUCAUCCAUCCAUAAGGUCACUCCCCUUUUCCAAAAUAACGAGGAUGAGGCCAGCAAGUUCCUGAAAUGCGUCAAGGACCUUCGCAGGGCCAUGCAUUUCUUACUAUCACAACAUUCCGACCCUGAGAAGCUCGCGAUUUGUCAGAAGCUUAUCCAGAUUGCUAUGAGAAGGCUGGAGAAAGAGUUUUACCAGAUCCUGUCAGCAAACUGGGAUCAUCUCAAUCCCGAGUCUGUUUCAGGUCAAUCGUCAUCAGAAGGGUCUUUGAGUAAUGUCGAAGACGAUCAGGCUGAGAUUCGAUGUGAAGAAGAUGAGUUCAUAACUCGUGACGAAUCAGUUCUUGUGAGGCAGCAGAGGAGACUUCCAGGAGUUGGUGGCAUAUCGGAUCUCAAGUCCAUAGCCGACUGUAUGAUAACUUGUGGUUAUACCAAAGAGUGUGUCAAGAUUUACCUACUCAUGAGGAAAUCCAUUGUGGAUGAAGGGCUGUACCGGCUAGGAGUGGUGCACUACAAGGCUUCCCAAAUCCAGAGGUUGAAUUCAGAAGCUCUGGAGAACAUGAUCAAGAACUGGCUGAAUGCUGUGAAUCGUGCAGUAAAAAACCUGUUUCUUGGAGAAAAAGUUUUGUGUGGCUAUGUGUUCUCAGAUUAUGAGAGGAUCAGAGAGUUGUGCUUCUCUGAGGUGGUUAAAGAAGCAGCAGCUAAUUUGUUCAGGUUUCCUGAACUCGCAGCCAAGAACAAGAACCUGAAAAAUGACAGAAUCUUCCCCCUGAUGGACAUCUAUGAAGCACUGGUUGAUCUGUGGCCAGAAAUAGAACCCAUUUUCAGUUUCGAAUCCAUCUCCUCUGUAAAACAGCAAGCUCAUUCGUCUCUAAUGAAGCUAGGCGAGUCAAUUCGCCAAACUCUAUCCGAGUUCGAAUCAGCAAUCCAAAAGGACUCGUCAAAAUCUCAAGUUCCUGGUGGAGGAAUUCAUCCCUUGAACACAUCAGCCAUGGAUUACUUAUCAUCACUGGCGGAUUACGGUAGCAUUCUUUCAGAUAUCGUUGCCGACUCUCUUCCAGAGAGCACCUCGAAGCUGCCAGAAUCUUACUACGAGAGUCCAACAACAACCUCAGUCGAUGCUCCCUCACCAGCGGUGUCAACCCGACUAGCUUGGCUCAUCCUAGUUCUCUUAUGCAAGCUUGACAGGAAAGCAGAACAGUACAAAGACGCGUCCCUUUCAUACCUGUUCCUAGCAAACAACAUGCAGUUCAUCAUCGAGAAGGUCUGCACAACUCGAUUAAGGGUCGUCCUAGGCGAGGAUUGGGUGUUCAACCAUGCCAAGAAGGCCCAGCAAUAUGCUACCAAAUACGAGACAAUGGCAUGGAAUAAGGUCUUCUCAUUCAUCCCAAGCAAGCCUUUCCCAGAAGAACAAUCACCAGAAGCUGCAGCAGAAUGUUUUCGGAAGUUCAAAGCAGCUUUCGAAGAAUCGCACAGGAAACAGAUGUCAUGGGUAGUACCGAACAGAAAAUUCAGGGAUGAAUUGAAGGUGUCAAUAGCCAAGAAACUCGUACCAGCAUAUCGAGAAUUUUAUGAUAACUAUGUGGUGGGAUCGGGAAUGCUGAGUGGAGAUAGUUUGGAGGUGUUGAUGGUGAAGUUUGGUCCAGAUGAUCUGGAGAAUUACCUCUCAGAUCUGUUCCAUGGUGGUUCUUCAUCUGGUAGUUCCUCAUCAAACUCAUCUCGAGGAUGUAUGCCACGAUGA